This is a messenger RNA of Durusdinium trenchii, 2598 nucleotides long. The record is from the annotation of a GenBank genome assembly. Lineage: Eukaryota; Dinophyceae; Suessiales; Symbiodiniaceae.
AUGGUGUGCAAGCCGUGGGACAAGCACUUGGAACAGCAAGUGCAGAAAUGGAUAGACCAAACUCCAUUGGUGAAUACCUGGGCUACAUUGAUCAAUUCUUAUUGGCCCUUGUUGGUGACGGCUGGCACUGGGAUUGUGAUGAGCUAUGUUUACAUCACUCUCCUGCGCUUUCGAGCAGAGAUGCUGGUGCAAACGGGCAUGAUCAUCUUGGUGCUGGUGCCACUGGCCACGGGUGUCUACUUCCUUUGGUGUUGGAAGAGCCACGGUCAGUGCUGGGGAAGCACCGGUGAUAGGCUCUCAGAUGGACUGACGGCGCUGGGCGGGGUCCUCGUGGGACUCACCUUCAUGAGCAUCUCCUGGCAUUUGGAGACACUUGGGCAAGACAUUGACCUGGCCAUUGAUUGCAUCGAAUGGUCCUGCAAGGCAGUGCUGGAGACUCCUUCGCUGAAGUUAGAGCCCUUGCUGGCACUCGCUUUUCGCUGCCUGGUGGAUCUCUUUGCUGCCAGCGUGGUCGCGCUGAUCCUCACCUCCGACCUGGAGAGCUCGCCCGGUCCAGCCGACGCGGAGAACGACGAGGUCCGCCACCGGGAAUAUCGCUGGAUCAUCCCGCCUCAGUCCCUGCUGCAGAUCGGCCAGAUGCUCACCAUCGGAUAUCACUUUGGCACCAUGGUCGUGGGUGGAUUGGUGGUGGGCGCUGCUCAGCCCUUUCGGCUCUUCUUUGCUGUGUUGAGUACGCUGAUCAAGUUUGACCGGAGAGCCGUUGGAAUCAUCAGCCUGUUUUGUGACUGUGUCGUGCAGGUCUACAUGGACUAUUUGGAGCCCUGGUGCCGCAAUGCGUACAUGGAUGUGGCACUGAACUCUUACUCCUUUGUUCAAUCAGCACUGCACGUCUCAUGGGUCAACAACGGGGAUUUCGUUGACACGGUCCAUGUCUUGAAUGGUGCCACCUGGCUUUUUCAGCUGGCAGGUGUGAUUCUCAAAUACUAUCCUGGCUUUGAAGAUCCCUAUAGCCCGGCCUAUGUGCAAAACCCGUUCUUGCUGUCGAUCUGUGGCUCUGCAGUUGCUUUCAUCACAGCCUUUCCAUUUAUGAUGAUUUUUGACACGGUGUCUGACACCAUCCUCUAUGUGUAUCUAGUGCAGAAGAUGCGAGAGGAGAGGGAGGAAACACCCACCAUCUACACCAAAGCCUGGAGCUUGGCCGAAUUUGUGGAUGACUUUAUCGGAUUGCAUUGCUUGGACCAUGAUAAGAAGGAGCGAAACUCUAGACGCUUGUGGGUGAAUGAAACGAAAUCCAUGCUGUCGUUGAUGGUGUACAGGGACUAUUCCAUGCCGACCUUCUUGGACGAUGUCGAGGAGCGGCGAAAGCAACGGCUUGAAGAGCGCCAAGGGCGAAAUCGCUCGACCGAGAGCACGAAAUUGAAGGAGGAAGAGGCCGUAGAUCAAGCCGAGAACAAGGGCUAUGAUGAGUCCUCGGACACGGAGGGUUCCAGCGACCGGAACGAGCCUGAUCCCAAGCCGGUGCAGCGCAGUGCGCCGAAGAGGAAUCUCAAGGAUCCGUUGGAUCUCGGAGAGAUCCCCUCCACGGUGCCCAGGCACUGCACAGACCUAACUUGGUUAUUGAUGUACUUGAUCUUCUCCACGGUGGCAGUGUACAUUGCUGUUUGGGUUUGGCCACUUGGGCAGCCCACCGCUUUGCUGAAGUUGGCCGACUGGCAAGGGGUCCAUUGCGGCCUGAGCCGGAACCGAGGGAAACCGCUGCUCUACUUCUGCCCGCGCCAUGAGGGCUCGACGAAUUUACAGAUGUGGUAUCCGAUUUGUGUUUCGACCUGCCCUCAGGGCGAGAAGCUGCUGUGCCCCAAAAAUCUCAGACACACAACAACCACCAGCACUACCACACAGCUGACGACCACCACAACAGAGGACUUCUAUCACGCCAUCCAAGACUCCAAGAAUGGAGGCUUGCCUUACCCACCAUAUCCAAUGACAGGUGCAUACUCACAAUAUCCGCCGCGGCAGUCCUUCCAGUAUCCCUACUAUCGGCCCUCCUCGAACUAUGCUCCGGUCAUCUACCCGCGAGCUCACGCCUCUGGUCCGCCAGAGGACUGGGGAAGCCCCGAAAUGAAUUACGCCCUACCUCCAGCAGCGAAGUCAGAAUAUCCAUGGUCGAUGAGCCCGCGACGGCUGGGUCAGAGCGUGAACAACGACGUGGUGCACAGCGACUGGCGGGGCAACUUCACGCUUCACAUCCUGAGCGCCUUUCGUGGACAUGGUGUGCAAACCUUGGGUGACGGAGCUCGAAGAGCAAGUCCGGGACUGGAUCGCUCCUCGGCCGCAGAGUCGGAGCGAACUCUCGUAGAACCAGAUGAGACUCCAUUGGUAAAUACCUGGGCAACAUUGAUCAACUCGUAUUGGCCAUUACUGGUGGCAGCUGGCACUGGAGUGGUGAUGAGCUAUGUCUACAUCACACUUCUGCGCUUCAGAGCUGCGAUGCUCGUGCAGCUUGGGAUGGUGAUGCUCUUCCUGGGGCCGCUGACGACAGGCGACGAUCAGAGUCGCAUCGUCCGCAUCGUCACUGCUUUCGGAUUGGACCAAAUCUGA